Messenger RNA from Heteronotia binoei (common prickly gecko), 2601 nucleotides. RefSeq names its product methyltransferase 4, N6-adenosine (gene METTL4). The record is from RefSeq and is a predicted model, not a curated record. The transcript is spliced from 9 exons. Gene Ontology annotation, molecular function: site-specific DNA-methyltransferase (adenine-specific) activity; RNA methyltransferase activity; nucleic acid binding. Gene Ontology annotation, cellular component: nucleus; RNA N6-methyladenosine methyltransferase complex; cytosol. NCBI's taxonomy places the organism in Eukaryota, Metazoa, Chordata, Lepidosauria, Squamata, Gekkonidae. The coding region runs from base 220 to 1644 and encodes 474 amino acids.
GUCACUUCCCAUAUAUAUCGGAAGUUGAGUUUCUAUUGGCCAGGACUGUGGGCUCUGCGGUGAUUGAAUUGCUGCUAUUGCGUGUGUACAACCAGAUGAACGCGCGUGGAUUUUGAGUACUACGAACCGGCUGCGGUGAUGUGAAUAAUGCUUCUGUGUUUCUAUACAGGUGUUUGCUAGAAGGUCCUGUCAGAAGAACAAUGCCUUGAAAAACAGGCAAUGGCUAUCAUACAUUGUCAGUCAGCAGGAUGGCUACUGGAUCAUCUCUUCUUCAUAAACCAGUCUGGCUACCAGUUGUGCCACACCCAUGAACAUUAUUCCGGAACCUUUUUUGAUGCUUCUGCUUUCUCAGAUAAGGAUCCUGUUGUGGCCACUACCCCAGUUAAUUCAGAUUCUUGUAAAAAAAGGUCGGCUUCUGAGCAUGGAACUGCAGGGAAGAAAUCAGAUGAAAUGCUGCAAAAGACAUACUACUUGUUCAGGGAAGAAUUUUUUAGUGUGUUUAAGCCCCACAUAGCUGCAGACUUUCAAAAGGAACUUCAGCAGUGGAACUCUGAGGUUGGUCUAGAAGACAAAGGAUCAGAACAGCAGGAAGGAGCUGAGAGUGGCAACACUCAUUCUGAAGCUGCUAAAAAGAAACGAAAAAGAAGAAGCAGUGUAUUAAAUCAUGGUGAACGUGAUGCAUUAGAAUAUCAUUUAAGGAUAAAGAAGAUGAUUUCAGAGGGUACCAGAAGUUUAGUCCAGGAGGGGCUCAAAAGUGGCUUUCUCCAGCCCAGUUCUGCAAAACUAAUCUGUUCCAGGACUCAUGACACAAGACACAGUGAUUUCAGUUUAGCUGAAUUAUGUGAGAUGGCAAAACAGUAUUUGUUUGUAAAUGAAACAGAAGAAAGCAUUGUAUGCAAGCUAAAUGAAGACAUCUCUGUGCCAGAACAGGUUCAGCUUUCCCGUGUUACAGAAAAUGUCACAAAUGAUACAAAGUUAAUAACAUUAAUGGGACAUAAAUAUUUAUUUCCACCCAAAAGCAGUUUUCUUUUAUCUGAUAUUUCUUGUAUGCAGCCACUUUUGAACUAUAAUAAAAAAUUUGGUGUAAUUGUAAUUGAUCCACCAUGGGAGAACAAAUCUGUUAAAAGAAGUAAUCGGUAUAGCUACUUGCCAUCAUGGCAAAUCAAGCAAAUUCCUGUGCCUGCCCUGGCAGCCCCAGGGUGCCUUGUGGUCACAUGGGUAACUAACAGACAGAAGCAUCUCCGUUUUGUAAAGGAUGAACUUUAUCCCCUCUGGGCUGUGCAUGGAGUGGUAGAAUGGUAUUGGGUGAAGAUUACAAGGUCUGGAGAGUUUGUGUUUCCAUUGGAGUCUCCUCACAAGAAGCCUUAUGAAAUUCUCGUAUUGGGCAGAAUCCAAGGAAGUACGGCUAUGACAUUAAGAAUAUCAGGAGAUCAAGCACUUCCAAUUCCAGACCAUAAAUUAAUUGUGAGUGUGCCUUCCACUCUUCAUUCACAUAAGCCUCCUCUUACAGAGAUUCUGAAAGAAUAUACCAGACCAGAUGUGGAGUGUUUGGAACUAUUUGCUCGGAAUUUGCAGCCUGGAUGGACCAGUUGGGGCAAUGAAGUUAUCAAAUUUCAGCAUAUGGAUUACUUCACUGCAGAGUAAAAUAAAAAGUGACUUGAGCUGAGUGGCUCUGGUGGCAGUCUGAUCACGUUUUUGCAAUCAACCUGUGAAGCUUAGGAGUUUGGACUACUAUAUACACAUCCAGUCCUCUAAGAACUGUACAUGUCUGUUUGAGUUGGGCUCUAGGGAUUUCUGUGAAUUAGAAAUCUCCCUGCAAAGUAAUUACAAUGUGUAUAUACUUGAAUAAAAGAAGAGAGAGGAUAGGUACAUAUGAGUUAUCAGGGCAUGUCCAGUACCAUGUAUGCCCAAUGGGUAACCAUUUCACAUGUAUACUAAUUUAUUCCCUAGAACUAAGUGUUGCACAAUAUAUUAAGAAUAUAUUUCGCAUUUUAUAUCUGAAUGUGGUUUUUUAUUUGGAAACAAAGGCUUUAUAAAUUAAUCUAAGACUAAAGUUGAACAUUAUUAUUAUUUCUAAGGUACCUGUACUUACUACCCAGCUAAAAUUAAUUAUGCCUGUGUCACGCUGAAUACAAUAGGACUUGGAGUAAUUGUGAUUGGUUUGUUCCGUUAGCUUCAAUGGAAGUUAAGUGAGACCACCGCUGGAUUUGACAUUCUUUUAUUUUAACAUUUUUCAUCUCCCUGAUAUAUGACAACUUACAUCGAGUAAAUAUUCUUCUGUAAGGUUGCUUUAAAAAAAGGUUCUACAAAGAAUAUGACAAUAAUUAAUUUUUAGAAUGACAAACACAUAUAUCCUCUUGCUUUAGGGUUUGAAAAAGUCACUCUAAUAAAAAUUACCAUAUGUCAGUAUGCAAGAUUGCAUCAAGAGGGAUAUCUUGAGAGAGGAAAUCACUGUUAUGUAAGAUGGAGGAGAAUAAAUCUCUACAAUAAAUUAGAUAAACUUUGGAUUGUUCCGAGUGCUUUUAAAUUUUUAAAUAAGCCCUGGAAGUUUACAAAUGGAUUUUUUCUGUACUUUUAAUAAUAAAAAAUCAAUUUCAGAAA